Molecule: messenger RNA, 1837 nt
Organism: Magallana angulata
Lineage: Eukaryota; Metazoa; Mollusca; Bivalvia; Ostreida; Ostreidae
Product: pancreatic lipase-related protein 2-like
Exons: 9
Coding region: 67-1530 (487 amino acids)
Biological process (GO): lipid metabolic process
Molecular function (GO): lipase activity; carboxylic ester hydrolase activity
Source: RefSeq, a predicted model, not a curated record
UUUGAAGGUAUUAACCUUUGAAAGGGAAUAGAAGGUCCCAGAAUUGUGUCGUCUUCUGAUAACACAAUGGUUAACAAUAUGACGUCACAGAUAGCAAUCUUGUUGACUUUUGUAGCCGGUAUAUGUACGACAAGUACAACGGAAAACCCGUAUGAAAACAGAACAGUGUGUUACAAAUAUGUGGGCUGUUUCAACAACCUCCCUCCCUUUGACAACGCUGCUUACGACUUGCCACGCUCGCCCGAGGAGAUAGGGACAGAGUUUUUGCUUUUUACACGGAGGAAUCCAUCAAAUCCAGACCGUCUGGAUUAUGUAUCCCAAUCCUCUGUCCUCAGUUCUCAGUUCCAGAGCAGUGUCCAGACCAAGAUCAUUAUCCAUGGAUUCGCUAACACAGUCAAAACCACAUGGUUAUACAAUAUGAAAGAUGCAUUUUUAACAAAGGGAGACUACAACGUGAUCGUUGUGGCGUGGGGUGCGGGAGCCGCGGCCCCCGACUACAACCAGGCCGUCUCCAACACCAGAAUGGUGGCCACCCAGACCCGGCUCAUUAUCGAGGGGCUGGUCCAGGCUGGGGGGAGGCUCACUGACAUCCACCUCAUAGGUCACAGCCUGGGGGCCCACACCGCCGGAUCCACAGGCAGACAAAUGGGCGGCAAAGUUGGACGAAUCACGGGCCUGGACCCAGCUGAGCCAGAGUUUGAAAACCACCCAGAAGGAGUAAGAAUCGAUCCCUCGGAUGCUGUUUUUGUGGACAUUAUCCAUACAAACGGAGCACCCAUACGGCGGGGCGGGGCAGGCUUAAUGCAGGCGUCAGGUCACGUGGAUUUCUACGUCAAUGGAGGGGAGAGACAACCGGGAUGUCCUAACCUUGUCACCGGGACGUUUGAGCAGCUGUUUAGUCAAAACGUUUCAGGUGCAGUUUUGGCUGCGUCAUGUAGCCAUGGUCGGUCUCACGAAUACUUCACCGAAUCCAUACUGACCGACUGUCCCUUCACCGCAUACCCAUGUGACAAUUAUGUCAAGUUUAGCUCCGGGGGGUGCAGUACAUGUGGACUGGCAGGCUGCUCUCAGCUUGGCUUGAACGCGGACGUAAACUCUGGACGCGGGAAAUUGUUUCUGGACACCCUCAGCAUGGCACCCUUCUGUGGGUACCAUUAUCUUGUAACCGUUGUGAUUGGAACACAUGAUGCCAUUGGUCAGUUACUUCUAACAGUGCGUGGUAAUGCUGGACAAACACAGCUGAUUCCUGUCACUGGUUCUGGGGAAUCCUUAAGAGCAGGGAUGCCUCAUUCCAAGGUCGUUGUUUUGGAAAGGAAAUUUACAGAUAUUAAUGCUGUUGAUGUUCUGUAUAAGAAAAAGAGAGGAUUUUUGUUUGGAUGGGGAGGAGCACCAAAUGAUAUAUCACUGACGUCCGUUACAAUUAAGGAAAUCUGGGCAAACAAUAAAUUCACGUUUUGCAUGGGAAGUUUCCGCUUCUCGGAUGGAGUAUCCGUUACCACCACUCAAAGAUCCGCCACCGGAACUUGUUGAAUCAUGCAAUGAAAAAAAAUCGCUUCACAUUUUUAUUUUGGAGACACAAGUUAUGAAAUGAGAAUACCAAGAAAAAAGUUUUCAAAUUAAAAUUAUUACAAAUUAAGUGCAGUUGUUGUGUGUAGGUAAAUCACCAUUUGCAUUGACAUUUUUUUUAGAUCACUCAUAUCAUACAUCAGCCGAUCGUACCAAGAGUUUUGGGAAUUGGUUGACGUGAAAUAAAAGGGUAGAGGAUUCGAACCAAACAUUUAAAAAAUGUACUAAAAAACUUUUCGGGAUCUCGUACAUUAAAACCUAUACAGCCCAA